Molecule: messenger RNA, 1357 nt
Organism: Clonostachys solani
Lineage: Eukaryota; Fungi; Ascomycota; Sordariomycetes; Hypocreales; Bionectriaceae
Source: the annotation of a GenBank genome assembly
AUGAUUGGCUACAUUGCUAAAGAUGGCUCUGGCAGUUCAUUGAAGAUAUCGUUGCCACCAACAGAGCCUGUAGAGCUAACCACAGCAUCCCCCAAGGACCAGCCCAAGGGCAGGCGGCCAUUGCAGACCAUCAUUAGCACUCAUGAUUUCGAGGAAGCUGCGUCGGAGAACCUCUCUGCAAAAGCCUGGGCUUUCUUCUCCUCGGCUGCGACUGACUGUAUUACAAAACGAGCAAACGAGGCCUACUUCGAUCGAAUAUGGCUCCGCCCUCGAAUCAUGAAAGAUGUCAAGGAGAUUCGCUACGACACCAAGAUGCUCGGGGUCUCCAUUCCUAUGCCUCUAUUUGCGAGCCCAACAGCAAUGGCGAAGCUCACACACCAGGAUGGAGAACUGGCGAUUGCAAAGGGUUGCUCUAAAUUUGGCAUUCCUCAGACGGUAUGACCACGAACAUGCUCAACAGAUACUAGAGAUGCAUCAGAGUCUGACCUGAUUGCCUAGAUAUCCACCAAUGCCUCGUUUCCCAUGGCCGAAAUCACCUCCUCCGUCGACAACACCUUCUUCUUCCAAUUAUACGUCAACAAAGACCGCACCGCGUCGGAGAAGCUCCUGCGACAAGCCGAAGCCUGCGGGAUGCGCGCCGUCUUCUUGACUGUGGACCAGCCAACCCCGGGAAAACGCGAAGCAGAUGAGCGCGUCAAAGCAGAAGGGACGGUCCUCGCGCCCACGCCGAACGGGGCGACAGCGAGCAACGACAAGAAAGGAAGCAGUCUCGGUCGCACCAUGGCUGGUUUCAUCGACCCGACACUCAAUUGGGAAGAUAUCAAAUGGAUACGCAAAUCAACAAAACUACCUCUUGUGCUGAAAGGGGUACAGACCGCCGAGGACGUCAUUCUUGCUGUCAAGUACGGCAUAGAUGGCGUGUUGCUGGGCAAUCACGGGGGCCGGAGCCUGGACACAUCUCCGCCCUCGAUCAUGAUUCUCCUGGAGCUGCAUCAAACAUGCCCCGACGUGUUCAACCACAUCGAGAUCUUCUUGGACGGCGGCAUCCGUCGGGGGACGGACAUGUUCAAGGCACUCUGCUUGGGUGCGCGUGCUGUGGGCAUGGGACGCCAUUUUCUCUACGCCGCCAAUUACGGGUCGGAAGGGGUUGAACAACUGAUCGAGAGUAUGUCACACCUGAGACUUGGCAGGAAAUCAUUCGCUAACCAGAUGAGCAGUCAUGCAGGAUGAAUUCGAAACGACGAUGCGCAUGAUGGGUUGCACCGACCUCUCGCAACUGCACCCCGGGCUGUUGAAUCUGUGCGACGUAGAACAUUGGGGCAACGGCUUGCGGCCGGUAUCUAAGUCGAAGCUCUGA